AUGCAGGUGUUCCACAUGUUCAGAGACCCUAGUGAUCCAGAAGCCAUUAACCAUGGGUUUCUCUGUAUUUAGCCCUACAAGAUCCCUGGAUGGUGUCUCUGGGUUCUUCCAAGGGGCCUUCUUGCUCAGUCUAUUUCUGGUGCUGUUCAAGGCAGUCCAAUUCUACUUACGAAGGCAAUGGCUGCUCAAGGCCCUCGAGAAGUUCCCAUCCACGCCUUCCCACUGGCUUUGGGGCCACAACCUGAAGGACAGAGAAUUCCAGCAGGUUCUUACGUGGGUAGAGAAAUUCCCAGGUGCCUGCUUACAGUGGCUCUCAGGGAGCACAGCACGAGUCCUGCUCUAUGACCCUGACUAUGUGAAGGUGGUUCUGGGAAGAUCAGAUCCAAAGCCUUAUCAAUCCCUUGCUCCCUGGAUUGGUUAUGGUUUGCUCCUGUUGAAUGGAAAGAAAUGGUUCCAGCAUCGGCGGAUGUUGACUCCAGCCUUCCACUAUGACAUCCUCAAACCCUAUGUCAAAAUCAUGGCGGACUCUGUCAGUAUAAUGCUAGACAAAUGGGAGAAGCUUGAUGACCAGGAUCACCCUCUAGAGAUCUUCCACUAUGUCUCCUUGAUGACACUGGACACUGUUAUGAAGUGUGCUUUCAGCCACCAGGGCAGUGUUCAGUUGGAUGUAAAUUCCAGGUCCUACACCAAGGCUGUUGAGGAUCUAAACAACCUGAUUUUCUUUCGUGUGAGGAGUGCCUUUUAUGGGAACAGCAUCAUCUACAAUAUGUCCUCUGAUGGCCGUUUGUCCCGCCGGGCCUGCCAGAUUGCUCAUGAGCACACAGAUGGAGUGAUCAAAACGAGGAAGGCUCAGCUGCAGAAUGAGGAAGAGCUUCAGAAGGCCAGGAAGAAGAGGCACUUGGAUUUCCUGGACAUCCUGUUGUUUGCCAAAAUGGAGGAUGGGAAGAGCUUGUCAGAUGAGGACCUGCGUGCAGAGGUGGACACAUUCAUGUUUGAGGGUCAUGACACCACAGCCAGUGGAAUCUCCUGGGUUUUCUAUGCUCUGGCCACCCACCCUGAGCACCAAGAGAGAUGCAGAGAGGAGGUGCAGAGCAUUCUGGGUGAUGGAACCUCUGUCACAUGGGACCACCUGGACCAGAUGCCUUACACCACCAUGUGCAUCAAGGAGGCCCUGAGGCUCUACUCACCUGUACCUUCUGUGAGUCGAGAGCUCAGCUCCCCUGUCACCUUCCCAGAUGGACGUUCCAUACCCAAAGGUAUCAGAGUCACAAUUUUAAUUUAUGGUCUUCAUCAUAACCCAAGUUACUGGCCAAACCCAAAGGUGUUUGACCCCUCUAGAUUCUCACCAGAUUCUCCUCGCCAUAGCCAUGCUUAUCUGCCAUUCUCAGGAGGAGCAAGGAACUGCAUUGGGAAACAAUUUGCCAUGAAUGAGCUGAAGGUGGCUGUGGCCCUGACCCUGCUUCGCUUUGAGUUGCUGCCAGAUCCCACCAGGAUCCCGGUCCCCAUGCCAAGACUUGUGUUGAAGUCCAAGAAUGGGAUCCACCUGCGUCUCAAGAAGCUAAGAUAAUUCUGGUGGAGAUAGGACAGCUCCAAAGCUUUUACUCCAGACACCUUCCCAGCUUGUGUGUGUACCCAUUUCCCAUCUGGUUUCACCUCUGACCAGCCACUGAACCUGCCGCCAGCAGCCCGUCCUCCAGCCUGCUUACCCAUCAUCAUCAUUGGACUAACAGAGAAAGAUGUAUUUUAGAGGGAAACUCUUGCACUUUAUCUCCCUUCAGUUCUCAGAGUCUUGGGACAAUCGGCAUCAUGAAUUAAAAUGUUCUUAGAUAUCACAUGCUGGGAGAAAAUUAAUCCUAAAGAUUCUGGCACCAGCCAGAGGAAGGAAGGUGACUCAAAAGAAGAGAUUUCUAGAUAUUUCUGAUUGUCUCAUGGUGAAAUUAAUGUAUGCCUCAUCUUUUCUAUGAAAUAAUAGUACUGAUGCAGAACAGUAGAUAGAAAUGAAUAGUUUUUACUACUUUGGGCCAAACUGUAAAUAAAUCCAUUUCACUUCAUUAA
Molecule: messenger RNA, 2055 nt
Organism: Rattus norvegicus (Norway rat)
Lineage: Eukaryota; Metazoa; Chordata; Mammalia; Rodentia; Muridae
Gene: Cyp4a2l1
Product: cytochrome P450, family 4, subfamily a, polypeptide 2 like 1
Exons: 13
Coding region: 53-1567 (504 amino acids)
Biological process (GO): fatty acid metabolic process
Cellular component (GO): endoplasmic reticulum membrane
Molecular function (GO): long-chain fatty acid omega-hydroxylase activity; heme binding; iron ion binding
Source: RefSeq, marked validated